Lasiosphaeria miniovina is the source of this 1568-nucleotide messenger RNA. RefSeq lists its product as uncharacterized. The transcript is spliced from 2 exons. The coding region runs from base 347 to 1483 and encodes 378 amino acids. Lineage: Eukaryota; Fungi; Ascomycota; Sordariomycetes; Sordariales; Lasiosphaeriaceae. The record is from RefSeq and is a predicted model, not a curated record.
UCGUCUUCACCCUCGUCACAAUCAUCUUUGUAAGUCUCCGACGUCGGUCCCUACUCCAAGGGUACCAAGCCAACCAGCUGACUAAAAUUUCUGGCAGUUACCGCUGUCGUUCAUUUCCAGCUUCUUCGCCCUCGACAUCGAUGUCUUUCCCAAGAAUCCGGAAGGUGACACGACAUGGCCGAUUGGUGAAGUGUCAGGAUACUUAUUUGGAUUAUCUGCCUCCAUUUUUAUUCCCCUAGUAUGCCUAGCGCUCUACGUGAACGAUAUUAUAGCUCGCUGGCGAAAGGCUCGGAAAUGGCUUGGGGAGGAGGUUGGACAUCUAGAGCGUCCUCCACCCCUGGACGAUAUGAACCAGACAGAACACGAUUCAGAUUUCGAAGGUCCCGGGUUGGGCCGCCCUACGAGACUUCCACCCGUCCAGAUUAUCGAAGUGAGCGACACAUCAUCAAACACCAGCUCCGUCCACGCCCCUUUGUUUGGAAGAUUCAUGUUUCAUUCCAAGAUUCCGGUGCUCCGAGCACUAUGGCGGUACAGGUACUACAGACGAUCGAAAAGCAUCGGCAUCGACGGAUGGAACGACACAUACAAGAGAGACUAUCUGCUACGUUACUUCAGCAAGAAGGUGCGUAAGGCCAUACGACAUUUCAUUCGUCGCUGGUUGCGAAAGAUGGGCAAGCCAGUUCGCAAGAUGCGGAAGAUGAAGAGGGCCAGGGACAGACGGCGAGCUAGGGCUAGAGGAUCUGGAAACGACAGCGACUCAGGCACAGGCUGGUAUGGCAGCGGCUCUUCGUCCACAGUCUCGACCACCAGCGCUACGACGAGUAGCGAUAACAGCUCUUCGAAUUCCGGGACUUCUCGGUCUGUUCGGACCUCUCGAUCUCCUCGUCGGCGCCGACGCCGACUUACGAGGUGGUUCCGCAGACGCCGGGCCAGCACUUCGUCCGAAGUGACCCAUACGUCGGUGACUAGUUACGGCAACUCAGGCGGUAGCGGCUCCGAGACAUCCCGCCGCCGAAGUAAGAAGAAGGCGAAUGCACACGAAGGAGUGCUCGGGGCCGUCAUGGGAUUGCCGGGGCUCCUCCGCCGCAGGUUAGUGGGCAAGCCGGCGAGAGAGGGAAGCAAUGGGUCUGGCAUGAGGGGGACAGUUACAGCUUCCACGGCUUCGGGCAGCUUGGACAACCGGCCCCGGACCAGGUCAACCAGAUCAACCAGAUCGGGAGGGAGCCCGCCCUCGCCAAAGCAACCCGGCGCUGGGGAAAAAGAAAACAAGGAUUUCCAGAACGGAGAAAAGCAAGAGACAGAAGAUGUAGCAGCGGGCGCGCCCCCGUCUCCGCCGGUCCCUUUGCCUCCGUCUCCGUCGGUCCCUUCGCCUCCGUCUCCGCCCGUCUUGCGGAAUGCCUUUCAGCGGCUCGUGAUUCGCCGUAAGGGCCGGGCUAAGAGCCCCGAUACCGAGACGGGAGCCCGCCGAUCUAAGCGUUCUUAGACAAGUUUGUCCUUAAAUGAAGUCCGGGUCGCUCGGAGGCAACCUGAACUAGUACUGUCAAGGCGCCGAAAUUUGCCUCUCCUGA